AUGGACAAUAAAGACAGUCAAGAAGCAGAUUCGCUACUGCAUCAAGACCAACAAGCACCUACAUCUCUUUUUUCCAACUUUGUAAGUGUUAUUUCUGGUGCUCGACAGACAGCCAGUCAAGAAUUUACACGCUUCUGGGAAACACUCAACACGUCUAAAACACCCAACAGACAAGCGCCUUUAUUCAUGGCAUCCAGUAAAGAUUCACAUAAAGACACAAGUGAAAAUAUUUACAAUAGCAUUAUACCUGAUUAUAAUCGACGCAGUUGCAUUAAAGAUGCCGAGAUCCAAACAGAUUUUGUAUCUGAAAAACGAAAGUAUACAAGUGAAGUAGAAGCAGAAUCUCGCCCUCAGAAACUAGCGAAACGAAACACUUCUCCUCCACAAACACUACAUCAGUCUAUCACUUUCUCUAGAAAACGACAAGAUUUUGAUAAAGAACAGGAAUCACCGAGAAAGAUAUUCAAAAGCACACCUUCUUCACCUAUUAAACAUGAUGUUAUCAAGGGCUCAAAAUCUGUCAAAAGACUUACUCUUGAACUUGAAGAAGCACUUUCACCUCGUUUCCCAGCCUAUUCUCCUUCAGAAUCCCCUCGAUCUAAAUCAGAAAUCACCAAGCCAUCAUCACCACCAAGCCAAGAAGCCUCUUAUCAAUUAGGGUCUGCACUUUCAGAUGUGGUCAGCAAUAGUCCCAAUGAAGACGAAGAUGUGCGUCUCAACAAGCUUACAGAGACAAUUCGACUGACAAGAACAAGAGUUUCUGAAUUGAUGGCUUCUUCUUCUUCACCACCAAGACCUUCUCAUACCCUCACCUCGAUAAGCCAAGAUAAUAAACUAUCUUUUUCUCCGCCUCCACCCCUCCUCCUAUCCCAUCAUUACCAUCACCUGUGGACCCUUACACCCUUAAGGCAUCAUGGAUCGCCUAUAAGGCCUAAUGACAAGCAUAAAUCAAAAAUGCGUGAAUUAAUUCAAUUGAUACCAAAUGUACGACUUAGAAAGACAGACACUAUUAUUGGACCUGAUGGAAGAGAAAAACCAAAUCCAUUUUGGAAUGAAAUCUACAACCCUAAAAGACGUGUUUUUUAA
Gilbertella persicaria is the source of this 1086-nucleotide messenger RNA. RefSeq lists its product as uncharacterized. The transcript is spliced from 4 exons. NCBI's taxonomy places the organism in Eukaryota, Fungi, Mucoromycota, Mucoromycetes, Mucorales, Choanephoraceae. Bases 1 to 1086 code for a protein of 361 amino acids. The record is from RefSeq and is a predicted model, not a curated record.